AUGGUGUACCUUCUGGCCGAAACUCCUCAAGGGUAUGGCCUCUUUAAGAUGGCAAAGGAUUCCUUGCUGGAGGUUACCCCGGAAGACAUAAGAGACAGGUUUAAGGAUGCUGUGUCAACGAAAGACUCGAUUCGAUUGGAAUCUUUCCGGCGUUUUAAAGAUAUGAAGGAGGCCACGGAAGAGGCGAUAAAGAUCCAGGAAGGGGCGAUUGGUUCAGUGUUGAAGUCGUUUUUGAAGAAGUCGUUGCGCAAGAAAGGUGACGAUGUGACGCUGGCUGUGUGGGAUAAAGUGCUUGCUGGUAAUAUCAAGAAGAAGUUUGAUAUUCAGGUGGUGCUGAGUCCGACGGUGCAUGAGAUAUUCCGGACGGUUCGCGAGUACAUGAGUGAGCUAGUGGCAGAUUUGGAUGAUAGCACGGCAAUGGGAAUGUCAUUGUCUCAUUCGUUGUCUCGCUUCAAGUUGAAGUUCUCCCCGGAGAAGGUGGACGUGAUGAUCAUUCAGGCCGUGGGUCUGUUGGAGGACUUGGAUAAGGAGGCCAACAACCUGGCGAUGCGACUAAAGGAGUGGUACGGGUUCCAUUUCCCGGAGUUGUUGAAGAUCGUGGAUAGCAAUCAGGCCUUUGCGAAGUGUGUGCUGAAAAUUGGGUACCGGACGAACGUCAAGACUGUGGAUAGUUUCAAUGACUGUGAGCUGAGUGAUGAGGUGGAGACACAGUUGCGGAAUGCUGCCGAAACAUCCAUGGGCUCAGACCUGGUCGAUGAAGAUUUGGCAUGCAUUAAUGAGGUCGCGAAUCGAGUGCUUGCCAUCUAUCAGUAUAGGGAAGAACUAACCGACUACUUAAAGAAGCGUAUGGAGGCUAUAGCACCCAACCUCACUUACCUCGUAGGAGAGAUUCUCGGUGCCAAGCUAUUGGCCCAAGCCGGCUCUCUCUCCGGGCUUGCCAAACAACCCGCUUCGACCGUGCAAAUUCUGGGCGCUGAAAAGGCUCUUUUCAGAGCUCUCAAAACGAGAUCCAACACACCCAAAUACGGGCUUGUCUACCACGCAAAGGUGGUCGGCCAAGCCCCUCCCAAGAUCAAGGGGAAAAUGUCUAGAGUCAUUGCCAACAAAAUUGCACUCUGUGUCAGAACGGACGCCUAUGGUGAACCAACCGAACCAGGCGUAGCAGUCGGGGCCAAGGCCUUCUGUGAAAAGCGCCUAGAACAACUUGGAGAAGAAAUGGCCAACUCUGGCAAUGUCAGCUUCCGAAAAUUCGCCACACAACAUGCACAAAAAUACACUCCCUCCAGACUCAGGAACAAACCCGACCAGGCCUAA
Messenger RNA from Gregarina niphandrodes, 1314 nucleotides. RefSeq names its product nucleolar protein 5. The record is from RefSeq and is a predicted model, not a curated record. Gene Ontology annotation, molecular function: snoRNA binding. Bases 1 to 1314 code for a protein of 437 amino acids. Lineage: Eukaryota; Apicomplexa; Conoidasida; Eugregarinorida; Gregarinidae. Gene Ontology annotation, cellular component: box C/D methylation guide snoRNP complex; small-subunit processome. The transcript has 2 exons.